UGGAGCUCACAGCAGCGGCAACAGCCCUGCCAUGAGGCGGAGACCCGCCGCCGCCGCGCCCAGAGCGGCUCCGUGCUUCAGAAGAUACUAAAGCAACCUGUGAAGAAUCUCCAUGAAGUUGAUCAGCCAUGCAAUGUUCCUGGAAGGCUGUCCUCCUACUUGCUUUGGCCUCUAUUGCUAUCCAAUACACAGCCAUUCGCACCUUCACAACCAAGUCCUUCCACAGCUGCCCUGUACCCAACCCUAUGAACUGCAGCCUGAAUCAGGAGACUGAAUCAGCUGACAGACUUUGUGAUGAAAGCCCCACCUUUGCUUAUAAUCUUUCCAAGAAGACACAUGUCCUCAUCUUGGCCACCACCCGAAGUGGCUCCUCUUUUGUCGGGCAGCUCUUUAACCAACACUUUGAUGUUUUCUAUUUAUUUGAACCUCUCUACCAUGUCCAGUACACCUUGAUUCCAAAGCUGACACAGACCAAGGGCUCCACAGAUAGACGAAUCAUGCUGGGAGCUGGCCGAGAUUUGCUGAGGAGCCUCUAUGACUGUGACCUCUACUUCUUAGAAAAUUACAUUAAGCCCCCACCUGUGAACCAUACAACAGACAGACUGUUCCGCCGGGGAGCUAGCAAGGCUCUGUGCUCCCCACCAGUUUGUGAGACACUGACAACCAUUGAUAUUCCCCUAGAGGAAGGAGACUGUGUGAAAAAAUGUGGCACCUUGAACCUAACACUGGCAACUGAGUCAUGCAAAGAUCAUGGACAUGUUGCUAUCAAAACUGUGCGAGUGCCAGAGGUCAGUGACCUCAGGGCCUUAGUAGAGGACCCCAGGCUUAACCUGAAAAUCAUACAACUGGUGAGAGACCCAAGGGGCAUCCUGGCUUCCAGGAGUGAGACAUUUCGAGAUACUUACAGGCUUUGGCGUAUCUGGGAUGGCACAGGCAGGAAACCCUAUAACCUGGAUGUGACACAGCUCACAACUGUCUGUGAGGACUUUUUGAACUCUGUUUCCACUGGACUAAAUAGGCCACCUUGGCUCAAGGGCAAAUACAUGCUGGUUAGGUAUGAAGACCUGGCCAGGAAUCCCUUGAAAAAGACAGAGGAGAUGUAUGAAUUCCUGGGCAUCCCCAUGGACAGCAAUGUGGAACGAUGGAUACAGAACAACACAAGGGGGGACAGAUCUGCAGCCAAACACAAGUACGGGACGGUCCGAAACUCAGCAGCAACUGCCGAGAAGUGGCGGUUCCGCCUUUCCUACGAAAUUGUGGCAUUCACUCAGAAUGCCUGCCAGCAGGUAUUGGUACAACUGGGUUAUAAACUGGUGUCCUCUGAGGAGGAGUUAAAGAACCUUUCCAUCAGCCUGGUGGAAGAAAGGGACUUCUUGCCCUUCUGGUAACACAGA
This is a messenger RNA of Eublepharis macularius, 1394 nucleotides long. It is a transcript of the gene CHST1, whose product is annotated as carbohydrate sulfotransferase 1. The transcript is spliced from 2 exons. Lineage: Eukaryota; Metazoa; Chordata; Lepidosauria; Squamata; Eublepharidae. Gene Ontology annotation, biological process: carbohydrate metabolic process; keratan sulfate proteoglycan metabolic process; N-acetylglucosamine metabolic process. Bases 129 to 1388 code for a protein of 419 amino acids. Gene Ontology annotation, cellular component: Golgi membrane. Gene Ontology annotation, molecular function: N-acetylglucosamine 6-O-sulfotransferase activity; keratan sulfotransferase activity. The record is from RefSeq and is a predicted model, not a curated record.